UCCGCCGAUUUGUAUAAAAUGGCGUCAACCGAGUUUUUAGAACAAGCUUUGUCUACAGACGUUGACGAGAACGCGGUGAACGCCAUCGUUGGCUCACUUGAAAACCAAUUAGUUACGUCCGUUCCGUCCGCCUCUUUGCAUAAUAAUAUAGUGAAUGUGAUUCCAAGUCAGCUUUCUAACAUAACGUCUAGUGCAAGUUCUAUUAUUGGUGUACAAAAAUAUAACACGGACCAAAGUAAUAAUGGAGGAAUCGUAACUGGCCUUCACUCACCUGCUACAAACAACAAUGCAUCCUUUAGUAAUGUUCUAGCGUCCGCGCCGUCCACUUUUGUGUCUCAAGCGCUUACUGGAGCUGUGUCAAAUUCUGGAGAGCCGCUAAAAGUUCUCUAUUCCCAAUCUCAGAACUUGCCCAACUCUAAUAAUCGUGUUACUUUUCCCACCCAGACGUUGACGACCGGGUGUAUUGGAUUGGCGGCGUCGCAAAAUCAAAUUAUUCAUACAGUGCCUGGUAACACUAUCAUCCCUCAGUCUGUAAACAAAACAAUCACCAUGCAGAAUCCAUUGGUGAUAAAACAAGGCACGUCGGCGGGCCAAGUUGGAAUGCAACCUGGCAUGGUCACAGUACCAAUGUCGGUGAAUUCGAGCCUGCCAGCAUCUCUACCUAAUGUGAUGACAUUGAACAAGCCAGGAGGACAAAACGUCGUGGUCACUACACAAAACCUGGGCACUGCACAAUCUGCGAUCAUUCCCAAUGUUCAGAUAUUAAACAUGAGGGCAGGGGCCCCCACAGUGGCUGCACAGAAGUCAGUGGCCACUGUAUCGCCUCGGGUCGUCAUUGGUGCUCCACAAGUUGUUGGAGCCAGAGCUGCUGCCCCUGGGAUAACGCUGCAAACUCUACAAAGUCUUCAACCAGGGCAGCAGGGUCAUUUGUUGUUAAAGACUGAAAAUGGUCAAUACCAGUUGCUGAGGGUGGGUCCCGCGCCCGCGGCCAACACUCUUACGGCGCCGCAGGCUCAGACCAUUCGGCUCUCGACCGUGCCAGCACACCCGGGCGUAGCGACGGUGUCGACAAGCGUGCCGGCGCCCGGCCAGAUGGCGGGUCAGAUGCCCGCGGCGCCCGUGGCCGCGCCUGUGGUCGCUCCGUCGCCCACAGUGGUGGCGCCCGCGACGCCGCCCCCUCAGCCGCCCACCGUCACCACACAAAAACCAUCGGACAAUACUAAGGAGAAGUGCAGGAACUUCCUAGCUAACCUGUUAGAUCUAUCUAGUAAAGAGCCAAAGUCAGUGGAACAAAAUGUAAGGAAUCUCAUUCAAGAGUUAAUAGACGCUCAAGUGGAACCAGAGGAAUUUUGCAACCGCUUAGAACGGCUUUUGAACGCAAGCCCGCAACCCUGCCUCAUUGGCUUCCUAAAGAGGAGUCUGCCACUACUAAGGCAGUCCCUUGUCACAAAGGAGCUAGUGAUCGAAGGAAUCAAUCCUCCUGCACCGCACGUGGCUUUCUCGAACAUUCCAGCGCCCACGCAGCAGGUAAUCGCCACGUCGAACGUGCAAUUGCCGAGCGAGGAGGACGGCUCGAGCCCGACGCUCACGCCGCUCCUGCCGCCGGUGCUCCCGGUAACGCUCACGCCCUCGCUAGGGUCCACCUCAAAGCCUAUUAACGUGGUGGCGGCGCAGGCGGCCGCCGCGCAGCAGAAGCCGAAAUCGAGCAGCGGUAUAGCGGUGCUGCAAAAUGUGCCUUUCCACCCUAAGAUCAAUUUGGGCAAAGUUAGCGGCAACAAAUCCAUGACGGUGAACAGCAAAGCGAACUUCCCGCGGCCCGCGGUCGCAGCGCUGUCCACCGUGCUCACGCCGGGCAAAUCGCUCCUUAAAGAUAAAGAGAAGAAGUCUAUGCAGUACGCGUCGCAGCCGUUUGUCGACGACAAGAUGGCCGGCGAUGAUGAUAUCAAUGAUGUCGCCGCCAUGGGAGGCGUCAACUUGGCGGAGGAGAGUCAAAGAAUAUUGGGCUCCACUGAGCUCAUUGGUACGCAGAUCAGAUCAUGCAAAGACGAGUACUUGGUCCCGAUGAGCCUGAUGCAAGCGCGUGUGAAGGCGGCGACCACGCGGCACGGUCUCGAGGAGCCGUCCCCGGAGGUGGCGGGCCUCGUCAGCCACGCCGUCCACGAACGACUCAAGAACGUCGUCGAGAAGCUAGCCGUCGUAGCGCAGCAUCGGAUAGACCUCAUCAUAAAGACUGACUCGCGUUAUGAGGUGACACAAGAUAUAAAGGGGCAACUCAAAUUCCUUGAGGAGUUGGAUCGCGUGGACAAGAAGCGGCGCGAGGACUCGGAGCGGGAGAUAUUGCUGCGGGCGGCCAAGUCCCGUUCCAAGAACGAGGACCCCGAGCAAGCUAAACUGAAGGCGAAGGCCAAAGAGAUGCAGCGCGCCGAGUUGGAGGAGAUGAGACAGCGCGAAGCGAAUCUCACGGCCCUGCAGGCCAUCGGGCCGCGCAAAAAGCCCCGCCUAGAAGGGCCCAGCGGUGCUGGUGACACGGCGUCCAGUAGCGCUGGCCACUCGGCGGGCGGAUUUGCUGGCCGCAGCCACCUGGCCCUCAGGACGCGACUAAAGCGAAUCAACCAUCGCGACAUGGUGUUCCUCAUGGAACAAGAGCAGGAGACUGCUCACUCGGCGAUGCUGUACCGCAGCUACCUCAAGUGACCUUCCGCGUGGUCAACAAGCAACGCUGCGCAACCAAAAGUAACACUACUUUUGAACUACAAUAUUUUGUCACUUGUUUCUAUGAAUCUACUACUACUACUACAUAUAUAUAACCAAUAUGUACGAUAUAAUAAGUACAUACAUAAAACUCGCGUGCGUGUAUAUCGUUUGAUAAAAUGAUAUAUGUAACGGUGCGUGCUUAUAAAUAGUAGGCAUGCAUUUAAUAGGAAGGAAGUCGCUUAUGUUAUCUUAACUUAUUUUGUUAUUUAGUCUUAGAUUUUUUUUUUAACUUACAUAGUUGUAUGGCUGGAUACUUUCAUUAUUCACGCCAACGUUUAUGCAUUGUCAUAAUAAUGUUGUAAACCAUUCACGACGAUCACAAUCGAUAAACUUCUGAAAAGUUUAGUUGUAUAUUAUAUUUACUUACUGCACUUUUUCCUAGACACAGUCUAGAUUUUUAGUUUUUUUAUUUUUUAUUAUUAUUUGCCUGCAAAAGUGAAAACAGGCACGCUUUUACUGGAACAGUAGGUAGUUUGAGUGUAUUAAAUGUGUUAGCGUUGAGCCUCAUACAAUUUAAGCUUUAAAUAUAUUUUUUAAGAAUUCUAAAUGGUUUUUGUUAUUUGAAUAGUAUUCAGUUUUAACUAUAUACAUUAUGUCAGAGAGUCGAGCAGCAUCACUAGCUAGCACGCGACUCGUACAAGGUGAACUCAAAGCUUAUAGAGAACUGGAUCAUUAUAUCAGCUGUCAGCACCUGUUCACUGCUCAACACAGACCUACCCGAUUGGGAGGUCUUGCCGGUAGUUGACACGCUACACGCUUACCAGACUGGUUGGCAACCGCAGUUAAGCCCUGAUGAUGUGUUCAGAGAGACGUAGCUGCUCAUCCUUCGAUCAUUGAGUUCCCUUAGUCACCUCUUACGACCUUCAAGGGAAAGGACAGGGUGGCUCAUUCUAUUCUGGGACCAAACGGCGAAAAUAAUUGCAUUAAAUCUUUCUAUUUACUCUCUUCAAUACUUCGCUAGGGUUGUCACAUUUUAUUGGAACUAAUAUUGUGUAUUCCUGUUUCCUCAUUUUUGGACUCCACUCAACUCGACUAAUUCAGUGGAGUGUCGAGUCUAGUCGCGUUAAGCAGCUCAGAAUAGUACCAGGCAUGUAAAUACUAUUUACUUGCAACGCGCUGUAUAAGUCCCAAUAGUGUAUAUAAAAUAUUUUAUAGUUUGUCUAAGUUAGAUUAAAUUGUGUUAAAUUUGGCUGAAUUGGGCUGUUUUUUUUUUAAUGGGUUAUAAUGUUAUGGUAACCCCAUCUGCGUUAUUGGUAUACACUGGCGGGGCACCAGUGAGGGAUGACAGAUGAAGAUGAAAGUAGGUCAGUUAGCCCAUCCUGACGAAUUAAACUAGAAUUAGUCACGAUGGUUUCUAGGGGGAACCACGUGGAGGUCGACCUGACAGGGCAUAUUGCUAGUAAUAGGGCUAUUUGACCCAAUUACUAACAAUCCCUUUCCCCCCAUUGGGCUAAGUUUGAUCACUUAAAUCGAGCUUGGUAUAAUUAGGCUAAUUUUGUUUCAAAUUGGCCAAAUUUAGUACAAUUUGAUCAUUUAAAUUGAGUCUCAUGUAGUUUUACCACUUUGUUCCAAUAUGGUCGGUCAAAUACGUCCAAGUUUGGUCAAACUUUUGUACAGUUAUACAAACGAGUAAAUUAAUGUUUUAUAACAAUAGAUUUUUUUGUUUUCAUACAUUUAUAUGUGGAGGUGUAGGCGCGCGCGCUAGUCGCUCAGGCGCCUCACUCCUCCGGCGGAAUCCUCCGCGCUGCCGCUUCAAUACGACGUGAUUAAAAUUAAAGUGGCUAAGUUUCAUUUUAAUCUUACCGUAUUGAAGUUGUAUGAAAAUAAAUGUGACAAUAACUCGACAAAGCUCGGCCAAACUUGCUUACUAACACACUCCAAAACGUACUCCAAAUUUUAAAAUAUUGGCACCCACCAUUUUUUUUUUGAAACCCCAAAAUUAUACGUUUUAUAAAUCGGAAAACCUAAAAAACGAUACCCAGAAUAAAACGUAAUUACUCUAUUUAUAUAAUGUAUAAUGUAUAAUGUGAUAUAAAAAUUGAACUCGUUGGUUAAAAAUGUACAAAACAUCAAAGACCCAUUUUACAAUUCAAAAGCAUUGGAUUGUACCAACCCUACCGAACGAAUGUAUGGAAGUUGAAACCCCCCCCCCCCCCCCGCGCGCAAGACGAGAAUAUUUGUUUAUACUGUACAAGUUCGCCGCGUGCUCCUGGAAUACAAUGGGCCAUCCCCAUCCGUGCUAUGGGUGUUGUAACAGGCAACUAACAGAACGCUCGACGGAUGGCCAACAAUGUCCCUCUAAAAACAUGACCAAAGCCUAACUACGGUUGACAACCCGCCUAACAAGCUUGGCAACUGUGGCGACACCCCCCAAGGAGGAGGCCUAUGUAAUACUAUACUAUACAAGUAGUAGCGACCAUCAAAUAAUUAAUAAUUGUUAAAUUGUUGGAUAUCUUUUUGUUAUUAACGCACCGAACUGCUCAACCUUUGUUAAUACACGUAGUUAUAAUUUCCAUGUGUAUUUGUAAAAACUAUCAAUUCACCUAUUGUUUCCAAUUAGCGCAUCAUUUUGUUUAUUUCAGUAGAGAAUAAAACAGUCAAAUUGUUUGAUUUAAGAAUAGCGCUCAUGUGUAGUGCGCAGGAUAUUUGUAAAUAUUAUGCAUGUAUAUAGUAUGCAUAGUUUAGGCUUAUUUAAGAUGUCAACGACAUAUGUGUUAGCAUUAAUAACAUGAAAUCGUUGAAUUUUAUGUUGUCGAAGAUUGAACCAAAGUGAUUGUGCAUUGGUGUCUGUACACUGGAACGCUACUCGAUGGAAGAGAUUACAUUCCUAUACAAGUAAUUUGUUUAUAUUAUUUGCGUUGGAAUAUAUUUUAUUGUCACGUGUAAAUUUUUACUUAGGCUUACAGGAAGCGGAAUAUUUAUUUUAAAAACUUUAGUUGUAUAUUUAAGUAUUAGUUAUUAGUGAGAACAAAUGGGAGGAGGGUUGAGAUCUGUCCUGAAGGGCAGGCCUUUCAAUUGCAUGGUGCUAGGAACAUGUACUAGGAACAACGGCUCGAUUGUACUGCCAAUACUGAACAAACUAUUUGCAGUGCAUUGUAAUAAACACCAUAUUAUUUAUUAUUUUUUUAAUUUGGUGUAAAAAAUUAGAUUUAGUUGUUAAUGCAUUAAAAUAAUUCCCAAAAAUUAUGCAUUGUAAAGCAGUUACUACUGAAGUAACAACAAGGCGUCAGGUCCGAUAAUUUUUUAUUUACCUAAUUGUAAAUCCUUUUUUUUUUUUUGUAGGCGUUUAAAUACCGUUAAUUUUAUUUUUAAAAUAUGUAAAUUCUCACUUUUAGUUCUUUAAGUACCGUUAGUUUUAUUUUUGAGAUAUUUGUAAAUUUUUGUUUUCAGUACUUGAAGUACCUACUAUUAUUUUUCUUUCACGUGUAACUAAAAAUCGGUCAUUCUCACGGUAGAACCGAUUCUCUUUAGAGUAUAUUUAUUAAUAUUUUUUUGUUUUUUUAUAAAUAUGUGGGCUAAUUUGUACUUCUUAUUAUGUUUUAGGUAGUAUCUGUAAACAUUAGCAUGUAUAUCGGAAUAGACAUCACAACGCCGCAAGUGCGAAUUACAAUUCAUAGUAACAUAGUCUAGUCUUUAUAAAUUUAUAACUCAUAUUACUUGUUUAGUUACUUAUAGCUUUUAUUUUACAAUAAGCAUACAUGCUACGAUGUUCAUAUUGAUCAAGUAGUGUUAUUACAAACCCAUAACAAGUAUAUCGCCACCAUGGAAACUCGGUAUCUUUACUGGUAUUUGUGCGGCUGCAGCUGUACUUGGUGGCCGUAUCGAAGGCAAUAGUAGUGAUCGCAGCCGCCGGUUACCACGUGGCGUGGGUAGCGGGCGGGCCGACGGCUCGGUUGCCAUUCCAAAUUGCCUAGAAAGUGCACUAUAUGUGUACAUAUAUUGUGCGUUCAUAUCAAGUUUCAUACCUGCCAUGAUACAUCUAUGAAAUAUAUUGUUUUGUUUGUAAGUUUUUAAUAAAUAACAUGUUUUGCGACAUGUAUUGUUGUAGAAGCCAGUGUUAUGAGUUUGUAAUGAAGCCCGCACGCAACUUGUAUGUAAUCGGCCGCCUUUUGUUUAUAUCACCAGUGACCGUAAUAUACAAGUGCUCCAUUUUAUUAUUAUUUAUUGGUUUUGUAUACAAUGUACAUAAAAACAAAUCUCUAUUUACUGUAUUAUGUCGAAACAUAAUACAGUAAUUAAACAUUUGUUUUCAAUUCGAAUUGUAUAUCAUAUCCAAGGAGUGUAUGUAAUACAGUAGCGCAGUAAGAGUACUCGAGUGGAAUUAGACAUACUCUGUGCAGAUAAAAACUGCAUAAAAAUGUAUUAAUUAUGUUUAAGCUUAUUAAAAACUUCACGGAGUGAGUUUGGUAAAUUGUAAAAAUAGUGUAAGGUUCGUUUUGUAUAUUUAACUUUGUAAUUGGCUGAUGUCUUAGUUCAACAAGUGUUUGUUGUUAUAAUGUACAUACUUACGUACAUAUGUCAAAACUAAAAUGUGUGUAAAUGGAAAUGUUCACCACCAAUACAUGUUCAUGUUACUUUAUAACAUUUUCAUUUAAAUUUGAGCAAGUCGACAACGUCUAUAGUAACUUGCAGUGUAACGAUAUACAUCACACUAGUUCAACAUAUGUAAACAGUUAUUGCCAGUAAUUUGUUAAUGAAACAUUAAGUAAGAAAA
Messenger RNA from Galleria mellonella (greater wax moth), 7468 nucleotides. It is a transcript of the gene Taf4, whose product is annotated as transcription initiation factor TFIID subunit 4. NCBI's taxonomy places the organism in Eukaryota, Metazoa, Arthropoda, Insecta, Lepidoptera, Pyralidae. The transcript is spliced from 11 exons. Gene Ontology annotation, molecular function: RNA polymerase II general transcription initiation factor activity; protein heterodimerization activity; DNA binding. Gene Ontology annotation, biological process: transcription initiation at RNA polymerase II promoter; DNA-templated transcription. The record is from RefSeq and is a predicted model, not a curated record. The coding region runs from base 19 to 2694 and encodes 891 amino acids. Gene Ontology annotation, cellular component: transcription factor TFIID complex.